CACUCCCCGAAUUACUCAGCGCCCCUUUGUCCUCGGUCGGUGCCCAGCCAGCGACACUCAUGGCGGCUGCACCCGUCAGGCAGCGCUCCGGGCCAGGGGGACCCCGGGCGCAGCUCCCGCCCUGCUACUACGAAGGAUACCUGGAAAAGCGUGGACCGAAGGAGAAGGCAUCCAGGCGUUUGUGGACCUGUCUGUGUGGGAACACUUUGUAUUUCUUUAAUAAUGCUAAGGACAUUCAUUAUGUGGAGAAGCUGGACCUCGGUGGGUUUGUGUCUUUGAAGGAUGAUUGUGGUCGUGACAGAAACUUGGAGGCAGCCAGGCUCAUUCUGAGAAUGAAGGACGGAGAGACAAAACUUACAGCACCCAAUCUGGAAUCACGGGAGCUGUGGAAAGGUUUCCUCUACUCUGUUAUAGAUCUGAAUGUGCCGUCCUGUCUCACACUGCUGCCGGGCCAGCUGCAGAUGCUGAGGGAGGUGGUGGACAAAGAGCGGUCCAGACGGAGAACUCGCACUCCCACACGGGCCCCGCCGUCACCUCUGUCCGUGCCUUUAGUAGGGGAGAUCCCACCGUGUUUUCGACCAGUGUCUCGAACAGAAGCAGAAGUCCUAUUGGAGAGACACCCAGACUGUGGCAACAUGUUACUCCGACCUGGCAGAGAUGGAUGCUCAUUAGCUGUCACCACCCGACAGGACCUCAAUGGGUCAGUGUUCCGGCAUUACCGUGUGACUCAGAGGGACCAAGGUGGAUAUGUUAUUGACGUGGAAAAUCCUAUUCCAUGUGCUACACUUCAUGAGGUUAUCGACGCCCUGGUUGAGAAGACGGCAGGGACGCUACAGCCUUUUCUACUCGAAGAGCCUUAUGAAGAGAAUAUCACAUAUGUUUCUGCCAACGAUGAAAACGGAGAGCGGAUCCUUCACACCGCCCCCUCCAGUCCUCUGCCAAAGGCUCCUGCCCUGCCCCCAAAACAAGAUCGCUGGUGCACUAGUCCCCUGUCGAGGUCCCCCGCCACAGACCGCCGUAUCCUGACCUCACCAGUACCAUCCUCGCCCACCAACCCAAUGAGACGACUCAUCCUCUCCCCUUCACCUCUUGCACAGACACUCAACGAGGAGCUUAAAAUGAAGCUGGAAAUAAGACGAGCCAGUCAGGACUGAAUUACUCAAAAGGGACAACUUCCUGUCACAGCUCACCCAAUCUUCAGUGCCAAAGUCCUUCCCACUGCAGCUACAUAUUCAUCCUGUGCCUUCAAGAUGGAAGAAAAGAGGCCACAAAUUACAAGUACUUUCUCACAUGGAGCUUCAGGAUGUUCCGGUUUUGAUUCUUUUGUUCUUACGGUUUGGUUGUUGGACUUCCAUGAGUAAAUGGACUCUGAUGAGCUAUUAAAAGGUUGGUUAAGAAAAAUAAUAGAUUUGAUGCUCACAAUGUCAGAAAAAUGCUGCCUGCCUUAGUUGGUUUAACAGUCCAUGACUAUAUGUUGUGUUCUUGGAUGAAGCUGUUUAUAAACUGCCACCGAGCAAAAAAAGUGCCCCUACUAAUGAAUCACCCUCAGUCCACAUGAACAUUUCAUCUGUAGGACUAUCUUCAGAAACCCUUUUGGAGAAGCACUGACACAAACUGGACCACCAACUGAGCCUCAUGUUUUCCUGUCUGAGCCCAUGUGUGUGUGCUGAGCUGCUGACCUUACUCCUGCAACAGCGGAGACUAAAUAAGACUAACACACUGCAGAUUUCCAAGAUCAACACCAGAAUGCAAACUAUGGCCUGAUACCUGAGACACUUUAUCUGAUCUGAGAGUAAAACAAGCCAGGCCACACACAGAGGUUUAAGCCCUGUUAAUUCUGUUCAUUUGUGGCUGAAAAAUUAUUUGAAUAUAGUCGAGUUGACCACAAACCUGCACAAUCUCUGUCUGCUGCUCUGAGUGUUAUUUGUGACUGAAGUGACCAUUGACAUGUUGUUAAUUCAGUAAUAACUGCUGUGACUCUGUCAUGACUGAACUGAUAUCUUAACUGUACUGUUGGUGAUUAGUUUCAAGUGGUACCUUCUGUUCUACUGUGUAUUUCUCGCCAUAUGGUGCUAUGGCUGACCAGUGCUCAGACCUGCCUCGAAACUUCAGGUGAUUUUCUGUUUCCUUCCUAGAUGUAGUAUAUUUACAAACUCUGGUGCCCUCUAGUGGAUUAUCUGUCUGGGAAAACAAAAGAACAGGAGCAUGUCUGAUGUGAAACCCUAUUAGCACACAGUCUGAGAGAACACAAGAACAAAGCCUUGGCACACAGUCAUUUCUGCUGCAGACUGAACCAGACUACACCUUUGGCACAGUGUUACCACACCCUACACCUUACCUCUCUGCCUUUCAUAACAAAAGGUCCCUUUUAUAUACAAAUGUGAAGGAGUUUUAACAUGUAUUUCUACAUCGUAUUUGUCAGCUGGGUAAUCUGGGCAGAUCUGAAGUGUCUUGAGUACUAGUAGUAAACUGUGAUCAACUGACUCAUAUGUGUCUUCUUACAAUGAACAAUUUCUUGUAUGUUUCUACAUUAUAUGUGUUGUGUUUGUUUUAUCACUAUCAGAGAACAGUGUUUGUUAGAUAUUGGGCAUUAAAUUGUUUUGCAUGGUU
Messenger RNA from Sphaeramia orbicularis (orbiculate cardinalfish), 2610 nucleotides. RefSeq names its product signal transducing adaptor family member 2a (gene stap2a). NCBI's taxonomy places the organism in Eukaryota, Metazoa, Chordata, Actinopteri, Kurtiformes, Apogonidae. The coding region runs from base 60 to 1154 and encodes 364 amino acids. Gene Ontology annotation, molecular function: signaling adaptor activity. The record is from RefSeq and is a predicted model, not a curated record. The transcript has 11 exons.